CGAUACUGAACGAGAUGAUCUAUCGUGACUUCGCGCCUUUACAAGGUCGAAUCAACAGCAGAAAGUUGUCCAACAACUAAUAUUUCCAUCUCUCAGGAGAAAUAAGGGUAAAGUCGUCAUGUCCAACAAUCCAGGCAAGCAGAUCAAAGUCGGGAUUCUUGGUGCGACGGGUACUGUGGGGCAGCGUUUCAUCACUCUGCUCUCAAAACACCCAUGGUUCGCCAUCCAUGCACUUGGAGCAUCUUCAAGAUCGGCUGGGAAGCCAUAUUCACAGGCUGUUAUGUGGAAGCAGACGACUCCCAUACCAACUGUCGUCCGCGAUAUGAUAGUGCGCCAGUGCUACCCAGAGCACUUUGCGGAGUGUGCUAUCAUCUUCUCUGGUCUUGACGCCGAUGCAGCUGGAGAAAUAGAAUCUGCGUUCAGAAGCGCCGAUCUCGCCAUUUUCUCUAACGCCAAAAAUUACCGCAGAGACCCCUCCGUACCUCUGAUCGUCCCCCUCGUAAACGACUCUCAUUUAUCCAUCAUUCCCCAGCAGCAAGCGCUGCAAGAUCCCCCACUCAAGAAGGGAUUUAUCGUUACCAAUGCCAAUUGCUCCACGACGGGCUACGUUAUACCCCUUCGCGCCCUGGAGAAGGCAUUUGGACCCAUCGAAUCAUGUCUGGUUACUACUAUGCAAGCCAUCUCUGGUGCUGGAUACCCAGGUGUUUCUAGUCUUGAUAUCAUUGAUAACGUCGUGCCCUACAUCGGAGGCGAAGAAGAGAAAAUGGAGUGGGAAACGCUGAAAAUUUUGGGAGGGAUCGCUGAUGGAGAUGAUGGAAUGAAGACAUUUGAUAUGCACGCACGUCAUCCAUUACGCGUAUCCGCAUCGUGUAAUCGAGUCCCGGUCGUUGACGGGCAUACGAUGUGCGUCUCUGUACGGUUUCAGCAGAGACCGCCUCCCAGCCCGCAGCAAGUCCGCGAGGCGCUGGUGGCUUAUACUCCGGAGGCACAGUCCAUUGGGUGCCCUUCUGUUCCUGUCCAUGCCAUUUUUGUGCAUGAAGAACCGGAUCGCCCUCAGCCUCGGCUGGACCGAUAUUACCAAGACGGUGCUGGCGUGUCAGUGGGAAGAGUGCGCCAAUGUCCCGUUCUCGACAUAAAGUUCGUUGUCCUCGCGAACAACGUCUCUAUCGGAGCAGCCACGAGCAGCAUCAUUAACGCGGAGCUCGCGGUGUUGAAAGGGGUUGUAAAGGUGGAGUAACGGGGGCGCGCCCAUGCCGCGUAGCCUGAACAAUGUGCCAGAUCUAGAAGUUCGGCGGUCUUGCACGAUAGUAGAAAGAUCAAAUAAUAGCUUUAUGUUACUGCGAGUAUAUUAUGGGCGAAAGCAUUGGUGACUGGUACAAUUGUAUACUGCAGGUUAGUGCGAUGAUGACGUUGAUACAGUAUUGUAACAAAAAUGUGAGCAAAACAUCUUGAUCAACCAGCUCGGGAGGAACGAUCGCGAUUCAGCUGUACAAAGGUCUCUAUCAUGCGAUUCAUAUUACCCAGUCCUGGCGUUUCGGGAAGCCAUUCUCCGUUGUUGACACAAAGAAUCUUCAUGCGCUCGUGAUAGUCUAGGUCAGGAAGCAGCUUAGGGGUGAUCAAGAAGUAUUGUGCGCUGUCAGGCUUGCAUGUGACCUCGACC
Suillus clintonianus is the source of this 1660-nucleotide messenger RNA. RefSeq names its product aspartate-semialdehyde dehydrogenase. Gene Ontology annotation, biological process: L-threonine biosynthetic process. The record is from RefSeq and is a predicted model, not a curated record. The transcript is spliced from 2 exons. Lineage: Eukaryota; Fungi; Basidiomycota; Agaricomycetes; Boletales; Suillaceae. Bases 119 to 1237 code for a protein of 372 amino acids. Gene Ontology annotation, molecular function: aspartate-semialdehyde dehydrogenase (NADP+) activity; NAD binding; NADP binding.